This is a messenger RNA of Solanum dulcamara, 928 nucleotides long. RefSeq lists its product as uncharacterized. The transcript is spliced from 2 exons. Lineage: Eukaryota; Viridiplantae; Streptophyta; Magnoliopsida; Solanales; Solanaceae. Bases 184 to 765 code for a protein of 193 amino acids. The record is from RefSeq and is a predicted model, not a curated record.
CAGAAACUCUCUGUAAUUUAUGCAAAAAAAGUUUGAUUAUCAUUAAUAUUACUCCUUUUCUUUUAUACUAGCCAUAUAGUAUAGUACAAUUAAUCCUAUAGAUGAGAAGAAAUCUCUUCCUUUUCUUCUUUUCUCUGAAAUUUGUCAAUCACAACAUAUAUAUCUUGAUCUUCUUCUUUGUUCAUGCAAGAUCCAAAGAACUCUUCACAAGCAAGGAAGGCUUGGUACCAAAAGGCAAUGGAAAUGGCCUCUCUAUGGAAAACAUUUGCCAAGCCAAGUGAAGUUCCCACAACAAAUCCUACAUUAUGGAGAAGCAUUUCUAAGUCAUCAUCAAGAGAGAUUUCAACCACAAAUUCCAAUAGAUCACAAAAGCUAAGAAGAUGCACCUCUUUAAGGGUUGCAACUUCUUUCACUAGAGUGUGUCUAUGUGCACCAAUUUCUUCCUAUACUGAAGUAUUUCAAGUAGAUCAUCAUGUUGUUCCACCAAGAAAAAGUAAUAGUUAUUAUUCUAGAACAAAGCCAAUGAAUAUUUCACAAGAAAGAAUUCCAAGUGGAAGGAUGAGCGUGGAAGGGAGGAAAAUUUUUAGGGGAAAAUCUUUGACUGAUGAUGUGUUAAUGAAGAGAUUUGUGAUUGAAGAAGAAGCAAUGAUGCAAGUUAGGAGAAGGAAUCAAAUGGAAGUUAUUAGGAGAAGAAAUUCUUUGAGAAGAAGAAAAAAGCUUGGUCCAAGUCCAUUAAGUAGAAUGGUUUUGGCUGAGGAAGAUUAAUUGAACUAAUUUACUUUUGAGUAGUUUCUAUGUCCAUUUAAUAUUGCCAUACAUAGCCAUUUGAGUAUGUCUUAACUUCUUUCUUAAAUGGUGUUGUGUCAUGGCAUGUGUGAUCUCUUGAUGACACUUUUGGCCAUUUGAUUCUAUGAAAAUUUCACAAUUC